This is a messenger RNA of Durio zibethinus, 1102 nucleotides long. Its product is annotated as small ribosomal subunit protein uS4y. Lineage: Eukaryota; Viridiplantae; Streptophyta; Magnoliopsida; Malvales; Malvaceae. The record is from RefSeq and is a predicted model, not a curated record. Gene Ontology annotation, biological process: translation; ribosomal small subunit biogenesis. Gene Ontology annotation, molecular function: structural constituent of ribosome; rRNA binding. Gene Ontology annotation, cellular component: cytosolic small ribosomal subunit.
AAUUUUUUUUUUAGAUAAACAAAAACAUUUUAGAAUCAAGGGGAAGAAACCAAUUGGAAUAUGGAAAUCAAUACUUCAUAAAAAAAAGUUGGGCUUUUAAAUCUUUGGGCUGAUCCGGGUCUAAAGAGAAAUAGCUCAAUUUAAAUAAAUCCUUGUGUUUGGCAACAGUUAGGGUUGCCUUAUAAGCUCGCCAUAGCCUCAUUUGUUACCCUGACUUUGGUAGACGAAAGAAGCAGAGCUACAGUGUUAAGAGACACGGCGCCAACGCCCAACAACCAUGGUUCACGUCUCCUUUUACCACAACUAUGGGAAGACAUUUAAGAAGCCUCGUCGUCCUUAUGAAAAGGAGCGAUUGGAUGCUGAGCUGAAGCUGGUGGGAGAGUACGGGCUGCGAUGCAAGAGGGAGCUCUGGAGAGUUCAGUAUGCUCUGAGCCGCAUCAGAAAUGCUGCUAGGGAUCUACUGACCCUUGAUGAGAAGAACCCACGUCGAAUCUUUGAGGGUGAGGCUCUUCUUCGCAGGAUGAAUCGAUAUGGGCUUUUGGAUGAGAGCCAGAACAAGCUUGAUUAUGUCUUGGCCUUGACGGUGGAGAACUUCCUUGAGCGUCGCCUUCAGACUCUUGUAUUCAAGGCUGGUAUGGCUAAAUCUAUUCACCAUGCUCGAGUGCUUAUCAGGCAGAGACAUAUCAGGGUUGGAAGGCAGGUGGUCAACAUUCCUUCUUUCAUGGUGAGGGUUGAUUCCCAAAAGCACAUUGAUUUCUCUCUCACUAGUCCGUUUGGUGGCGGACGUCCUGGAAGAGUAAAGAGAAAAAAUCAGAGGGCAGCUGCCAAAAAGGCUGCUGGUGGAGAUGGAGAUGAAGAGGAUGAAGAAUGAGUAAUGGGUCUUUGAUCUUUUGCAGAUAUUUACAGUAGGACUAUGUUAUCUAAGCUAGUUUUGCAUGACCAAAAAUGUUAUGUCUUGGUGUUUAUUUGGACAUUGUAUUUUACUGAAUUUUGUUAGCUUCCAAGAGAAUGUGGUUUGUGGUUUUCUUUUUUCUUAUUUCCAUAUAGCUUAUACUUUCCUAGCUUGAAGAAUAUGUUAAUAAAUUUGUAUUUUCUCUGCAAA